GACGCAGGGCGGGCCGCGCCGCGCUCGCUGCGCUCCGGGCCCUGAGGCCGCCGUUGUUCGCGCUCCCCUCAGGGCGCCCCAAGGCCGCGGCCCCGGGAGCCCCAUGUGAGACGCGGCCAUCGAGCGGGGCGGCCGGGCUGACCGCCAGCCACCGGGGCCACCGGAGAAAAUGACAUCGCGGAGAUGGUUUCAUCCAAACAUUACUGGAGUGGAGGCAGAAAACCUACUGCUAACCAGAGGAGUAGAUGGCAGCUUCUUGGCACGACCCAGCAAAAGUAACCCAGGAGACUUCACACUCUCUGUUAGACGAACUGGAGCUGUCACUCACAUCAAGAUCCAGAACACAGGGGACUACUAUGACCUCUAUGGAGGAGAGAAGUUUGCUACAUUGGCUGAGUUAGUCCAGUAUUAUAUGGAACAUCAUGGACAGCUCAAAGAGAAGAAUGGAGAUGUUAUAGAGUUAAAAUACCCACUCAACUGUGCUGAUCCUACAUCUGAAAGGUGGUUUCAUGGCCAUCUCUCUGGAAGAGAAGCUGAAAAACUCUUAACAGAGAAAGGAAAACAUGGAAGCUUCCUCGUGCGUGAGAGUCAAAGCCACCCUGGGGACUUUGUUCUCUCUGUCAGGACAGGAGAUGAUAAAGGAGAGAGUAAUGAUGGGAAAUCCAAAGUGACACAUGUCAUGAUUCACUGCCAGGAUCUCAAAUAUGAUGUUGGUGGAGGGGAGAAAUUUGACUCUCUGACAGAUCUAGUGGAACAUUACAAGAAGAACCCCAUGGUAGAAACUUUGGGCACAGUGUUGCAACUCAAGCAGCCUCUGAAUACCACCCGUAUUAAUGCUGCAGAGAUUGAAAGCAGAGUGAGAGAGCUAAGCAAGCUAGCAGAGACUACAGAUAAAGUCAAGCAGGGCUUCUGGGAAGAAUUUGAGACUUUGCAGCAACAGGAAUGCAAACUUCUCUACAGUCGGAAAGAAGGUCAGCGGCAGGAAAACAAAAACAAAAAUAGAUACAAAAAUAUUUUACCCUUUGAUCAUACCAGAGUUGUUCUACAUGAUGGUGACCCAAAUGAGCCCGUUUCAGACUAUAUCAAUGCUAAUAUUAUUAUGCCUGAAUUUGAAACCAAGUGCAACAACUCCAAGCCAAAAAAAAGCUACAUUGCUACCCAAGGCUGCCUGCAGAACACGGUGAAUGAUUUUUGGAGGAUGGUGUUUCAGGAGAAUUCUCGAGUUAUUGUUAUGACAACAAAAGAAGUUGAACGAGGCAAGAGUAAGUGUGUCAAGUACUGGCCUGAUGAGUAUUCCCUGAAGGAAUAUGGGGUCAUGCGUGUCAGGAAUGUCAAGGAGAGUGCAGCACAUGAUUACACAUUGAGAGAACUGAAACUUUCUAAAGUUGGGCAAGGGAACACAGAGAGGACAGUCUGGCAAUACCACUUCAGAACCUGGCCUGAUCAUGGAGUCCCAAGUGACCCUGGUGGUGUACUGGACUUUCUAGAGGAGGUGCACCAUAAACAGGAGAGCAUUUCUGAUGCUGGGCCAGUUGUGGUCCACUGCAGUGCUGGGAUUGGGCGAACAGGAACGUUCAUUGUGAUUGAUAUUCUUAUUGACAUAAUCAGAGAAAAAGGUGUGGACUGUGAUAUUGAUGUUCCCAAGACCAUUCAGAUGGUGAGGUCCCAGCGCUCAGGGAUGGUGCAGACAGAAGCUCAGUACAGGUUUAUUUACAUGGCAGUGCAGCACUACAUUGAAACACUACAGCGCAGGAUUGAAGAGGAGCAGAAGAGCAAGAGAAAAGGUCAUGAAUACACAAACAUUAAAUAUUCCUUAUCGGACCAGACAAGUGGGGAUCAGAGCCCUCUCCCACCCUGCACCCCAACCCCAACGUGUCCUGAAAUGAGAGAAGAUAGUGCUAGAGUAUAUGAAAAUGUGGGGCUGAUGCAACAGCAGAAAAGUUUCAGAUGAGAAGAUGUGCAGAGACUUCCAUGCAAAGAAGCGAAUACGGUUUUUAAAAAGGUCAAGAAAGAGAUGGAAGAAGCUUCACAUGAACAAUGAACUCUGAGGACUUGGUACCUUUUUAUUUACAGUUUUAAUCCUUUACCAGUAGGCAAAACUUAAGACCAUCUAAAGAUUGUUUCUGUCUCUUCGCUCCAGAACGUGAUUGACAAUUGCUCAUUUUCCAAAUAAAAGGAAAUCCUUUCUACAAUGUAGACAAAUACUUUGUAGAGUCAGUUCUGAAUCCAGCAAGCUGUUGGACUGUCAUCCCUUUGGUUUUUUAAAUAGUAUUUUUGUUUCACUGUAUGGCUAUUAGUCAGGUUUUUUUCCUUAUUUGAGCAGUUGUGGGGUAUUUUUUUUUUUUUAGGGGGGGUGGGUUGGGUGGUGGGAGAGCAAUGAUGUGGAUAAAUCCAUUACAUUAUGUAAAAUACUGAUUGAUGGGAACAAUACUUGAUUGAAAACAGUGGAUCACCAGCAUGAACAGAAUCAGCUACAUGAUAAAAUUAGUCCUAACACAUUUCAAACUCUGUCUGAGUUUCACAGGGGUGAGCAGUUAUUGAUUAUGAAGGUGCUUUUUGUUAUAACUGAUGGCUUGGAUUACAACUUAGCUGAGUGGUCUGGUUUUUUGAGUAAUUAUGCAAAGUAGCCUGUACAUCAAGUGAAAUUUCUUUUACAUGAUCUCUACCCAAAAAUAGGAAUUCCUGUACCUCUCAAAAGGUGCCCUAAUGGUUUGUGAGGACACUGCCUGUGUUCAUCUGUCUGUGUUCAUCUGUUAGGCAAGAGGUUGAACUUGUAGAGCUGAGGUAUUUUUAAAAACAAGCUGCAUGCUGGUGACACCUGGGCAACAUUUUAAAGCCAGUGAAAGGAGUAACCCCUGUGCAGGCAGCUUCCUUAGCACAUGGUGACCCCCAUGGUGACCCAUGGAAACUCUUGAGCCUUCUGGGUUUUUAGCAAGGCCUUAGCCUGGUGUGAGUGGCUCCAGGAAAGUUGUGUUUGGAGAUCAGAUGGCAGCUGCCCACUGGAAUUGCCUCAGCUGGGCAGGGCAGCUGGGGCAGUGAGACCAGCAGUGGGUUCUGCUUCAUCCUAUGGGGCAGGAGUUGGUUACCUCAAGUGCCUUGCAGAGCUGCACUGGAUUUCCUGUCCCUAUGAGAUUAAAAAAACAAAACAAAGGAACUGAAACCACUUGUGAUGGUGUCAGUGAGACAGAGUCCCCUUGUAGAGACUCUAGCAGGCAGAGCUGCUGUUCAGCUGCCAGGUAUUGGGGUUGCUUGGCUUGGGUUGCUCUGUCUGGACCAGCAGCUCCCCUUGAAGCCAUCAGCAGCUGCAUUGGUGCAGGAUGUGUCCCUGGGGCAGGAACCAGUGCUGUCCUCCCAAAGCCUUUCCCUGGCCUUCUGGGGACCUUCUGUGACUUCAGGGGGGCUCAGGAAUUGUUGCCAUUUUCAUGCAGUGGGUGCAGAUGACCAAUGCUGUCUGCAAGGGUGUGCAAGGCCAAUGAGUUUGUGUGCUUGGCCUUCCUGGUGAAAUUCUGCUAAAGCCUGGAAUGUAAUUAGUGCAGCUUUGUGAAAGGUUGAGUGGGAGAUUACAUUACCUUUUCCUGAGAGUGCUUUGCUAAAUCAAAUAUUUGAACACUUUGUUUGAACUGAAUGAAGGUGCUUCUUUAAUGUUAAGCAGGAUUUUGUUACUUUGCCUGUUGUCCUUUGUGUCCUUUGAGGCUUUGGGUUUGUUUGGGUUUUUUUGGAACUCCUGUCACCAGCAUACCAUAAUCCAUGUGUUGAUAUCACAGCCUUAUUCUCCAGUCAUAAAUACCAGUGCCCUUUCUAGAUCUAAGCCUUGUAGUCAGGAUGAGAGAGAAAUCUCUUCAUUUGGUAGUGAGAUACCUGUUCUGCACCACCUGCCUCCUCUCCUCUCCCUCUUCACAGCUUCAGCCUGCUGAACUGGGAGCACUGGUGUCAGUAUUUGUACAGAGCACUUGGCAGCACUCAGAGAUUUGUCUGAAGCUUUCUGUGGACUCAGACAAAUCCUACACUUCCUACGAGGUGGGACACGUGUUCAGGUUUGGAGCUGCUCUGCCCCAAACUGAAAAGCCAAGAGAAAGGAGAGAAGGAUCCUGAAUUAAUCUGAACUCUGCCAUGAACUCAGUUACUGUGAUGUGUCUUAAAAGAUUGAGCUGUACAAGCAGCAAUCACUUAUGUGGCCAACAUCAAGUUGCCUCCUACGACCUCAUUUGAGCUGUUCAGAACCUGCCUCUGCAGGAUUUUUUUUAUUUUCUUUAUUUUCUUGGAACCAGGGAACUCUUACUGCAGAAUGUGUGGUAAUCCUGGGGAGCAUAUGGUGGGAGAAUGUCAAUGAGGGGAGGAGCAGAAUCUGAAAGAUUGUGAAGAAAUAAAUACUCCCCCCCUUAACUGGAGGGUUUGGCCCUGCUGAAUACCAAAGGGGAGACCUUGCAAAAGAAAAUCUGUCUGCCUUGUGGGCACCAAGGAGUGAUUCUUAAAGCAUUUGAUGAAUUAUUUUAAGCUAUGGCUGGCAUUUAUGGCAGAUGAAGCAAGAAAGAGGAAUGUCCUCUGGUUCUAGGGAGCUAAGUGAAUGUGGGUUUCAUGUAUUUCUAGUGAGUUUUUAGAGAAUAAAUUUUCAGCAUCACUGUGCAAGCUUUUGCUGUAUUAAUGGAAAGGAAAAGGGAUGCAGUUCUGAAGUGUUCUGUUGUAGAAGACUUUAUACCACAAGGGAAGUUUUAACCUGACUCCUAAGGCACAAGAAUUUGCUGCAGACUUUAAUUUGCUGAAUGUUUUAGAGCAUACACUUUAAUUUCAGCUAACUGUUGUUAGGGCUGAUUGGUUCUCCUCUUAAUUCUGACCAAACUUUACUUUUUUCCUCUUAAGAUGUGUGUUUGAAACAUGAUUAACUAGGAUGCAGCUAACAAAGUUGUAAAACCUGUUUCCUUUUUUAUUGUAGGGAUGGGAAAAAAAAUCACAGCUGGGACUAGGAUGUGUUGUCAGGUUUUGAUUUCUACCCAUAACUUCAUUGUUUCCAAUUAAUUUUUAAUUUCUCCCUUUUAAAUAGUGAAACAUAAUUAAUAAUUUCAAGCCUGUUUAUUUAUGACAUUAUUGUGAUUUUUUUUUUUAUUAUUACAGUACUAAAGACUAAUGAAAACAGAUCCUCUUGUUAGGUGGAGUAGACCUUGCAUUAUUUUUUUCCUGCAAUGUAUGAAGUAUUGUACCAGAGUAUUAAAUGAAAAUGUAAUAUUUUAUUGAAAAAUCUCUUAUCCUUUAAAAGGAAUACAUUUAGGAUGUCAUCAAUUUGAUGUGAAUCAUGUAAAUGUUGAGAAUGUGCUGUUUAUUAUACAUCUAGUGUUCCAAAAGACUCACUGACUGCCUUUUGCCCACCUACCUUCUGUAGACCAUUUACAGUUGUCAAAAUGUGACAUUAAAAUAAUAGUUAAUGUAUAGAAA
Messenger RNA from Calypte anna (Anna's hummingbird), 5427 nucleotides. It is a transcript of the gene PTPN11, whose product is annotated as protein tyrosine phosphatase non-receptor type 11. NCBI's taxonomy places the organism in Eukaryota, Metazoa, Chordata, Aves, Apodiformes, Trochilidae. The coding region runs from base 170 to 1951 and encodes 593 amino acids. The transcript has 16 exons. Gene Ontology annotation, biological process: protein dephosphorylation. The record is from RefSeq and is a predicted model, not a curated record. Gene Ontology annotation, molecular function: protein tyrosine phosphatase activity.